Messenger RNA from Alligator mississippiensis (American alligator), 920 nucleotides. Its product is annotated as omega-hydroxyceramide transacylase-like. The transcript is spliced from 4 exons. NCBI's taxonomy places the organism in Eukaryota, Metazoa, Chordata, Crocodylia, Alligatoridae. Gene Ontology annotation, biological process: lipid homeostasis; triglyceride catabolic process. Bases 135 to 920 code for a protein of 261 amino acids. The record is from RefSeq and is a predicted model, not a curated record. Gene Ontology annotation, molecular function: triacylglycerol lipase activity. Gene Ontology annotation, cellular component: cytoplasm; membrane; lipid droplet.
UGAAGACCAGAGCACAACCUCCCAAGCACACUUGUGUGUCCCCCUUGCACACUGAUCAGCAAUAGCCAACAUCUCCAAAUUCCUCACACCGGCCAGUUGGCGCCCUGCUGCUUUGAACUCACAACGCGCCAAAGAUGGCAGAAGAGAGUCCAAAGCACAAGCCUUUGUCUCUUUUUUUUAAAGGCUGUGGAUUCCUAAUAGUUUAUGAGCUGGGAGUGGUGAAAGCUCUGUGGGAACUGGCACCUGAGAUACUGAGAUCAGCAACCAAAAUCUAUGGAUCAUCAUCUGGGUCCAUUGUGGCCUCGAUAGUGACUUGUGGAUGUGAGCUAGAUGCAGUGUUUGAGGACUGCUGCACAAUUGUGAAAGAGGUCAGAAAUGUCAUGCUUGGCCCUAUAUCUCCAAAUGUCGAUUUACUUCUAAAACUACAGAAGUUGCUAUAUAAAGCCCUCCCAGAUAAUGCCCACCAGCUGGCUUCAGGGAGGCUGCACGUUUUGCUCACUCGUGUAUCAGACAGACAGAGCGUCGUGGUGUCAGACUUCGGGUCGAAGGAGGAGGUCAUUCAGGCAGUGAUCUGCAGCUGCUUCAUUCCUGCCUAUACUGGGUACAUCCCUCCCUCUUUCCAGGGCGUGCACUAUAUUGACGGAAACUUCAGUAGCCCAGAGCCUUCAUUCUACACAAAGACCAUGAUUAUAGUGUCUGCUCUUGCAUUUGACAAUGACAUCUGCCCAAGGGAUAAGCCAGGCACUUUCUUCAGUUUUUACAGUUUUCAGCAGCAAUUUCAGAUACAACUAGAAAACCUCCACAGGGUAGUCUGUUGUUUUUUUCCACCCAGCUAUCCGGUGAGUAGCCAUCAGGAGUCAAUGCAACCUCAGACUUACCUUCUACUGUGUGCGUGGAACAAGCACUGUUUACAAGCCUGA